Cydia amplana is the source of this 2304-nucleotide messenger RNA. RefSeq lists its product as uncharacterized. NCBI's taxonomy places the organism in Eukaryota, Metazoa, Arthropoda, Insecta, Lepidoptera, Tortricidae. The record is from RefSeq and is a predicted model, not a curated record. Gene Ontology annotation, biological process: DNA integration. The transcript is spliced from 2 exons. Gene Ontology annotation, molecular function: nucleic acid binding. Bases 1 to 2304 code for a protein of 767 amino acids.
AUGGUGCGCGACGGCAUCAUCACGCCUGUCGCCACCUCCGACUGGGCCACGCCUAUAGUGCCGGUAGUUAAAAAAGAUGGCACGAUACGGGUAUGUGCUGAUUUUAAGUUAACGCUAAAUAAAUGUUUAGAAGUGGACCACUAUCCUUUACCGAAAGUAGAAGAUUUGCUAACUAAAUUGCACGGGGGAAAUAAGUUCACUAAAUUAGACCUGUCGCAAGCUUACGCCCAGUUUGAACUGGACGAGUCCAAGAAAUAUACGGUACCGGUUCCAAAUAAUGUGGCAGAAUUACGAUCAUUCUUAGGGUUAGUGAUGUAUUACGCCAAGUUCGUACCGAAUAUAAGCACUAUACUAGCGCCUCUGUAUGCACUUUUGCGGAAAGAUGUGAAGUAUGAGUGGAGUGAUACUUGCAUGGGCGCGUUUAAUGAGGUGAAACAAAUGUUGAUUUCUGGCGAUAUAUUGGCGCAUUAUUCGCCAGAUCUUCCUCUAAUUCUUACCACUGAUGCGAGCAGUGUAGGCGUCGGCGCUGUGAUAUCUCACCUUGUGCCCGGCGCCGGCGACGCUAGCGCCACCGAGCGGCCGAUAGCGUACUCGUCGCGGGUGCUCAACGCCGCAGAGAAGUCGUAUUCACAAAUUGAGCGGGAGGCGCUUUCUAUCAUUUAUGGGGUCCGAAAAUUUCACCAAUACUUGUAUGGUAGAAGGUUUAUUCUAAGAACAGACCAUAAGCCCUUGGUGACAAUUUUCGGCGAUAAAGUAGGGGUACCCGUAAUGGCUGCUAGUCGUAUGCAAAGGUGGGCGGUGAUUUUAGCUGGUUACGAUUAUACCAUCGAGUAUGUGCGUAGUGACGGGAACGCAGCCGACGCUUUAUCUCGCUUACCGGUGGGUAAGGAGAAAAGCCAGCGUAAGGAAGUCACAUAUUUAAAUUUUAUCCAAAACUUCCUACCGAUUACGAGGAAAAUGGUUCAAGAUAACGUUAGUAAGGAUGAAGUACUAAAGAAAAUAUUCCUGUUUUUACUGUCCGGCUGGCCUACCAGUUGUGACGAUGACGCCCUAAAGCCGUAUUACCUGCGGCGCAAUGAAUUAUAUAUAGACCGGGGUUGUAUAAUUUGGGGCUAUCGACUAGUGGUUCCAGAGGCUUUGAGAAAUCACUUACUCAAAGAGUUACAUGUCGGUCAUUUAGGUAUCGUGAAAAUGAAGAGCCUCGCCCGUAGCGUGAUGUGGUGGCCUGGAAUAGAUAGGGAUAUAGAGGAGUUAGGUAAGCAGUGCACGACGUGUGCUCUAGAGGGCGCCGCGCCGCCGCGAGCGCCGCCACAGCCGUGGCCGUAUAACCCGGAGCCCUGGUCGCGAUUACAUAUUGACUUCCUAGGACCUUUUCAGGGUGAAACUUUUUUAGUCAUUAUAGACUCGGCGACGAAAUGGUUAGAAAUAUUCAAAAUGGCUAAAACUACUGCUAGGGGAGUUAUUAAAUCGCUACGGGAAACAUUUGCUCGUUUUGGGCUACCUCUAGAAAUAGUUUCGGACAACGGUCCUCCGUUCACGUCUAAGGAAUACGCAAAUUUUAUGGAAAAUAACGGCAUCAAACUGACAUUUACGCCAGCUUACCACCCAGCCUCCAAUGGUGCUGCAGAGAAUGCGGUUAAGUUAUGCAAGCGAGCCAUUAAAAAGGCACUUCGAGACGGUUGUGAUGUGGAUGAAGCUCUUCAAGCAUAUCUCAUGAUGUACAGGAACGUUGAACAUAGUUCUACAGGGUCGACCCCAGCUAUGUUGUUACAACGUAGACGACUACGAUCGAGGCUAGAUCUAUUAAGGGGUACUCGGCAGGUCGAGUCUAGGGUACACCAAGCUCAAGAUAAACAAGUGUUUAAUGCGGGAGGGAAACCUAGGGAACUUAAUGUAGGCGAUUCUGUGUGGGCGCGAGAUCACGCCGGGGGAAGCUGGUUAAGUGGUCAAGUGAAGGAGAAAGUAGGUUCCCGGAAUUUUAUUAUAGCUAGGGAAAGUGGUCCACAACUAAAAAGACAUUUAGAUCAGAUUAAAAGAAGGCGUAGCAGUUACACAGUGAACCUGUCGGAUGGAUCGGAGGCGGCGCCAGGCGGGGAAUCCGCGAUUAAUGAAACUGAGGCGGCCCAGACUUCGCGCGCGCCGGAACCUGUGGUUGAAUCCGAUCUUAAGGAACCACCUCAGCCAUCUAUAGAUACCGUGUCCCUAAACACAGUGCCCAGUCACACAGAAUGUAACGAGUCCCCUGCGGACCGACCCAAGCGUAUUCGUAAACCCGUGCAAAGAUAUGGCUUCGAGUUUGAUUAA